This is a messenger RNA of Dovyalis caffra, 534 nucleotides long. NCBI's taxonomy places the organism in Eukaryota, Viridiplantae, Streptophyta, Magnoliopsida, Malpighiales, Salicaceae. The record is from the annotation of a GenBank genome assembly.
AUGCCUGUAGAAGACCCCACUUCCGGGCGCUUAUUUGUAUGGCUCGUCUCUUCCUUCUUGUUUAUUACUUUAGCAGCUGGAGGCAGCUUGCUGCUUAUGUACGUUGUCCUCCCUGCAGACCCAUCUAGAGCUUGGCUUCCUGUUGCAGGUAUAGCCCUGGUUUGCCUGCCUUGGAUAUUCUGGGGACUCACAUGCUUCUAUCGGGUUAUUUCGCGAAUAUUUGGAUUUCGGGUUGCAGUUGGCUCUGGUAAUGCUGGUGGUGGUGGUGGAGGAGGUGGUCGCGAUCGUGCAAAUGCGUUUAAUACGACAGAAAAUGCAGCAACUAAUAACGAGUCCGUUAACAUCGAAACUCCAGGGGGAGAUGGAAGGCAGGAUGAGUUUGAAGGGCCAGUGGUGAUGGUAGAGCAAAAUGAUAGCGGUGGCAAUGGAAAAACUGCAAUUAAGAGGAAUUUAUCAGCAAGCAAUUCAAUCAACAACAUGUCUUUUAGGUCGCACGAGAGUGAAUUGCCAUUGACCUCAUCCAUGGCAUCUUGA